CUUUUUUCAAUCAUUUUUUUGCACGAAAACUUUUUUUCACACCUUCAUUUGUCUUUUUUUUAAAAACACUGGUCUUAGUUUUUUAUUUUAGUAUUUCUUUGCUUGUUUUAUCAUUAAUUAAAAUUGCAGUUGGCUUUAUCGUUUGGCAAAUGGUUGCUAUCCGCAGACGGUUCACAAUUGCAGCGCAACUUGUUUUGCUUCUGGCCAUAUGCCUGACCGCCAUGGGAGCAGCAGAGGCACUUGCUACUGACAAUGCCAAGGAUGCGUCUCUUCGUAAGCAGCCCAGACAGCUUACCAUUACCUGGACGCAACAGCUCGGCAACUCGGCCUUGCCAACUACCUUCAGGGACAGCAAUGGCAAUAUUCGUCCUAUCAUCACGCUGCCGGUUAUCACUCUGGCUUUUUCAUCAAAGGAAUCGGAUACCGGCAGCGUCACUGGCGAGCUGACCCCCAGCAAGACAAUGCAGACGCAAGAGACGGAUCAAUUCCCGACUACUCUAUCAACCACAGAUGACGCUGAAGGGGAGACUACACCCACUACAGCUACUUUGCUCGACCAGACCAGCGAUACCACAGAGACUAUUGAAGCCACUGAAACAAUUGAUACCACUACCACGGAGACCCAGGAAGAGGAUGCCUCUACUUCACCAACAACCGACACGGGCACCGAAACGGAUAAUACAGACUCUCAGCCCACUGAGCUGACGACUGUGGAGGAAACCGACACGCGUACUUCUGCUAUAGACUCAGCCACCACGAGAAGCACUACUGAAGAUAGGUCACGCACAAACGAUAGCCUCCAAACCACAACCAGCAACAGCUCUGAUGGCAGUAACAGCAGCCAGCAGAGCACUAAAUCCUCGCGCAAAUUGUCCGGCGGCGCCAUAGCCGGCAUCGUCAUCGGCGUCGUAGCGUUCGUGGUCAUUGUAAUUGCAGUGGUGCUGUUCUUCUACUAUAAUCGCAGGAAGAACAAACGACUGAGCAACCAGCUAGAAUUUGACCACGACUUCCCGCAGUAUAACCCGUCGGCACCAAUCCCAUUCCCACCGGCUCCAAGGAGCCACCGUCAAUCGGUUGCAGGCAUUCUGCCGAACCAGAUGCAGUAUACUGACAGCGGGAAUGACGGAUACAACGUGGUGAGCGACACUUCUGUUUUGCCGGCUGCGUACAGGCUACCAGAAACACUGUCGCAGACACUGUCGCAGUCCUCCUUAAGUGAUAGUUUUGUUAACAGGCGUCAGCCUCCAGUUUUCAUGCGCGAUUUGGAUGAGUCUUGAAUUACAGAUUUAUUAAUAUAAAAA
Molecule: messenger RNA, 1301 nt
Organism: Kickxella alabastrina
Lineage: Eukaryota; Fungi; Kickxellomycota; Kickxellomycetes; Kickxellales; Kickxellaceae
Exons: 1
Coding region: 150-1277 (375 amino acids)
Source: RefSeq, a predicted model, not a curated record